Molecule: messenger RNA, 1394 nt
Organism: Thalassophryne amazonica
Lineage: Eukaryota; Metazoa; Chordata; Actinopteri; Batrachoidiformes; Batrachoididae
Gene: twist1b
Product: twist family bHLH transcription factor 1b
Exons: 2
Coding region: 374-880 (168 amino acids)
Biological process (GO): regulation of transcription by RNA polymerase II; developmental process
Molecular function (GO): RNA polymerase II transcription regulatory region sequence-specific DNA binding; DNA-binding transcription factor activity, RNA polymerase II-specific; protein dimerization activity
Source: RefSeq, a predicted model, not a curated record
GAACGAAUGGCAGCUGCUGCUCCUUCUCCGACAUAAAUCAACACGUGUUUACGUACAAAAUGCAGGGAUUCGUGUGAAAUCUCUCUUUUCCAAAGCUGACUUUGUAUUUAGAGCGCUUCUGAUAGUUUCUUGGAUGUGCCCACCCCUCGCCUCACGUAAUUCUUUUUCUUGUCCAAUCCUGCCCCUUCCCAAAAAGUUUACGCCAUGCAGCCUAUAAGAACGGCCUAAGUUUCUCUAGGAUCACAAAAGCCUUGUCCUCUCAGGGACGCAUCUAUGGAUACUUUGAAAAUCAGCUACAGGUGGAACCAUUUACUGACUUCAUGAGCGCCAAAUCGUAUUUGCGCACGUCUGGUCGCCAGCUGUCCAAGUGGUGAUGUCCGAGGAAAACCUGGCGGAAGAGUCGGGCAGCUCCCCUGUCUCUCCUGUGGACAGCCUGAGCAACAGCGAGGGGGAGCUGGACAGGCAGCCGAAGAGAUGUGGGAGGAAGAGGAGAGCCAGCAGGAAAAACGGGGAGGACUCAGAUAGCCCGACCCCUGGGAAAAGGGGGAAGAAGUCCAGCAGCAGCAGCCCGCAGUCUUUCGAGGAGCUGCAGUCGCAGCGCGUCAUGGCCAACGUCCGGGAGCGCCAGAGGACGCAGUCCCUCAACGAGGCCUUCGCAGCGCUGCGGAAAAUUAUCCCCACUUUACCCUCAGAUAAACUCAGCAAAAUACAAACCCUCAAACUUGCAGCCAGAUACAUCGACUUCCUGUGCCAGGUGCUGCAGAGCGACGAGUUGGACUCCAAAAUGUCAAGUUGUAGUUAUGUGGCGCACGAGAGGCUGAGCUACGCCUUCUCCGUGUGGAGGAUGGAGGGAGCUUGGUCCAUGUCUACAUCUCACUAGCGUCUGGAGAAACUGUGCCCAGAAUGGUGACUGCUGAUUUUAUCACAUUGUGAUGGGACAAAUGUGGAGUCCAAUGCUGGAUACAUGGGUUCACACUAUUUAAAGACGACAGAGGCUCUGGAUCGUUCUGCUUUUACGUACAGCCGUCUUUUAGCGCCAAAAAACCCAGUUCUGACAACGAAUGUUAAAAAUGACUUUUUUCCUCUUUAUUUUAUUUUUUAUUUGUUUUGGAAGAAAAUUAAAUGUUUAAUGCAUGCCUUUGGACUUAUUGCCGUUGAGGUGAUAAGUGUCUCGGUGAUGGUGUGAGACUGUCAGCUGGUGGACUUGUGGAUCUAACCUGUGCAAGAAAAAGAAUAUUUUCAGAAUACAUUUAUUUAUUUAUUGGUGAUACGUGUUGCAUCGAGGACCAGAUCCUGUGUCUGAAGUACAAAUGCAUUCCUAUUUUUUAUUGUCGUUUCUGUAAAUGUUUGUGUAUAUGUAUUUUUUUUUCAUUAAAGGAAACAUUGCUGAAAUU